This is a messenger RNA of Podarcis muralis (Common wall lizard), 609 nucleotides long. The record is from RefSeq and is a predicted model, not a curated record. NCBI's taxonomy places the organism in Eukaryota, Metazoa, Chordata, Lepidosauria, Squamata, Lacertidae.
UGCUCGCCCGCCUUCUCCUCUCCGCGCCAUGGACAUCGCCAUCCACCACCCCUGGAUGCGGCGGCCCCUGGGCUUCCCUUCGGCCUUCCCGUCGCUCUUCCCACCACGUCUUUUCGACCAGAGGUUUGGCGAAGGGCUCUUUGAGAGCGACCUGUUCCCGGCCACGCUCAGCCCCUAUUACAUGCGUACGCCCAGCCUGCAGAUGCCUGCCAUGCCGCAGAUACCGGACACGGGGCUUUCGGAGGUGAAGAUGGACAAAGACAAGUUCUCUGUGUUGUUGGACAUGAAGCAUUUUUCACCUGAAGAGAUGAGCGUGAAGGUGAUUGGGGACUACAUCAAAGUUCAUGCCAAGCAUGAGGAACAAAAAACUGGUCAUCGCCAUUACUACAUCUCCCGGGAGUUCCGCCACCACUACAUGAUCCCCAAGGGGGUUGACCCGGCAGCCAUCACCUCGGCCCUGUCUCCCGACGGGGUGCUAUCCAUCACGGCACCAACUACCCAGGCUCUUCCCGGAGUGGAGCACAGCAUCCCCAUCAGCCACCAGGAAAAGCCUGCCGUCACCGGAAAGUAAUAGGGUAGCACCCUAGCUUGGCUUUUUGCUCUCAGUUU